Messenger RNA from Stereum hirsutum FP-91666 SS1, 9747 nucleotides. RefSeq lists its product as uncharacterized. The record is from RefSeq and is a predicted model, not a curated record. Bases 1 to 9747 code for a protein of 3248 amino acids. The transcript is spliced from 45 exons. Lineage: Eukaryota; Fungi; Basidiomycota; Agaricomycetes; Russulales; Stereaceae.
AUGCCUCGAAAAGCUAAUACUGCUCAAGCCUGGAAUGCGAAAGUCGUCGAUCUUGACAAAUCUCUUAAGGAAGAAAUAGAGCGCGCUCGCAGCGAUGUUGAGCACCCCAAUCUCCGUCGACGCAUGGCCACUCUCCAGGAUAUUCCGAUGUCGACGUCCUUGCAUCAAUUCGCCGCCACCCAGUCCGUCCUCGACGGUUUCGGCCGUCACCUACAGAGGUGCAUCCAUUCCGGACCCACUGCGACCGUCCGACCCUUUGACAUAUGGCAUUUGUUGAUACGUCUUUGUCAGGCUCUGGCUGCCAGGAUUGACGACUGGGACACGCAUGGGCUCUUCGACGCCGAUGGUAGCAAAAGCGUUAUGUGGCUUAUUCUUGGCCUCGGAAUUAGCCCUGGUCAUGUCACCGAUUCCCAAACUGUCUGCCGAAAGGCCUCUGGACAGUCGUUCCACCGAAUGGCUCGCGUAUUCUGGGUGCACAUGGUGUUUGACAUGCUUGCCUCUCAAUGUGGAUUAGAAUGUGACACGCCCAAAAUGUGUCUUCCCAAUAUUUCGCAUGUCAGCGCUCUAGAGAAAGACAAAGAAGGAGUCAAACCACUACUUUUAUGGUUGACGAACUGGACCACCAACCUCAAUAAGCUCUUUUCAGAGCCUCCCAAAUGCUCAACGUCUGUCCGAACACAACGGAUAACGGACCCGAGGUCAAAUCCACUGCACGAAGGAACACAAGUAGGAAUCGGGGAGCCCGACGCAGCGGACUCCUGUACAGAAGUGGCGACACCGGAACGAGGCACCAUCUCUAUUUCGAACUCGCGACUUAUUGGCGAGGCGGGUGCGCAAAGCAGCACCGCCCUUCUCCUGCGGCACAUGCCUGUAGAUGUUUCAGCCUCUGCUGCCGUCGCGAUGGCCCUGCUCGAAGGAAUGCAGCAGCGCGAUAAGAACAUGCGCUAUUCUCAUGUCGUCAAUAAUCUUUCGAUGGCUGGCGCUGUCCUCUCCAUGCUUGUAAACUCCGAAAUAACGUGUGAGAGUGCCGUGAACUUCAAAGGCAGUCUUGUGACACGAGGUCUUGCGGUACUGACCGGUCUUCCUGUCGACCAUGCGGCCAGUUUAGCCAUGGAAGAUCGCACUUCUGAUGAAUUUCUCCAACCUUUUCUGCUCGCCCUCCAUGUCUCGCCGCUCCUGUUACUUUCAGGUCCCUCGUCGUCUUCUCGCAAUCGAACGGCCUGGAUAACUAUGUUCGCUCUUCGGGUUGCUUUAGGCAAUACGGGUCGACCUGAUGCAAUCCAGGUUAUGGAGCAAGAGGUUUGGCGCGCCGUGAUAAAGGUCUCCGUCGGCGUUCGGCCUGAGGAUGCAUUAUUUGACCUUCAUAAUGUCGUCCAUAAUGCGGACGCGAAGUGGUUCCGGACAUUGACUGGUAAACCGUUCAGACCUAUCUCUAUUCAUACUCACCAUCUGAUCUCGAACGCUGCAGUGCCAAGGGAACAUAUAAUAGAGCCAACAUCUCUGUUUUCGUCUUAUGCUACGGAAUCAGAUGAUAUACUUCGUCCCUCGUCUUCCGAGUGGGAUACGCACGGCGAGGUCCCGAUCGACGUACCAGCCAUCCCCAAUGUUUCCGACAACUUCAAUACUCUCACUUCAAACCUUGUAGCGCCGCUUGCGAACCACAUAGGCGCAUCCUCUGGUCAGGCCAACCACUGCGUGGAAUAUGCGGGAGGUUCCUCUCCUCAUAACUCUAUCGGAGGCACGGGCAGCGCUGGUACACCGGCGGUUUGUCCCAGUUAUGAUCCUAUCAUUAUGACGGAAGUCCAAUCGUCCUUGAACGGCAUCGCCGCUCAAGACACAGUAACCAGGUAUAUCUCGACUCCUGAGACGAUCAUGAAUCAAUCAUCACUUCCAUGUCCAUCACGUCUCCCAGUUCACCCAACGCCCUCUAUUCUCUCAGCUGUGGUCCAACGGAGCUUUGAUCCCGAGGUUAUGUUGGGCAGAGAAGCGAUUGAUGUACCCUCCGUCUCAGCCGGAUUCAAAUCCACUUCCAGUGUUGCCGGGGCGCGUGUACCCUCCCAAGGUGUCAGAGAAAUCCGCUACAUUCUAGAUGGCCCUGUAGAACACACUACAUCUUCCCUAGGGGUCUCACGCGCGCGGUCGCCGCCGUUCCCCCGUCCAACGCAUCAUCCAAAACCAGCGACAACCAACGGAGGAGUUACCUUGCAUAAUGAAGAGUAUCUUGCAGGACCAUUCCUGGCAGAGUUGCAGGAAACACAACAUACCUCUAGUCUCUCGUCAUCUAAUGAGCAAAACGUUUCCAAACAACCUAGAUCAAGUAACCCUCCCCAACUCUACGGCACGCAGACACGAAGUCGCAAGGCGUGGAAGAUGCCAUCUGUCCAUGAGCGGCAUAUACAUUUGGGCCAGGCAAUUCCGGUGCAAUCCCGAAAGCGCCCGAAUUCUUCGCCCAACAGCUCGUUAAUUAAGCGAUCACGCAUCGACCCCGUGAUCAACGCCCCCAUGAACAUCGACGAACAAGUAGACGCCACUCCUAGCCUGGAGACAGACGAAGAGAACGAGGUCGGGGUCAAGAGUAAUUCCCAUAGCAUAGCUCACGUGCAGUCCGUCGCACCUCCCUCUAGGCAAUAUUUUCGCUUCGAGUGGAUACCCGAGUUACAUAUUUUCGACGAUCUGUGGCGAGCCAUAACCGACCCUAAUCGAGGUUCUAUCCUCUCGUGGGAAGGCAGUAGUGAGGCUAAGCCCAUACAUUUCCACCCGAAUGCGAGUGCGCUUGACUAUCGACCCUCCGACAUCUACACCUCGUCGAUAUAUCGCACCAGCGUGAACCUCUUCCGAACUCUUCGACCAGAGCAGAUUCGGACGAUUUUUCGACAUCGCCACAUUCUCAUAUACGGUAUUGAACACGAAGAAGAGUGGGCGUGGACGCGUUCCUCGAUGGAACAAAUCUGCCCGCUGAACGUAUUGGUCAGAUGCGAGAUGCUUGAAGGUAUGGAAUGUCGUGAGAAUCACGCCGAUACGGAACAGAGAACUUGCUGGCGUACCUUGGAACAGGUCUUGCACACCUGGAAUAGUCAAGACCGGGGUGAACAACGGACUGUGACCGACGAGAUGUUGAACGUUCUCGAUCUUCCGUUACCGCGAGGCGAGUUGGAACCCAUACCCCGUUGGCGUCUCUCUAGGGCUAUAGCGAGCCAUAUACUCUCGAUGCAAGAUCUUGAUCGCCGGACCGACAACUCAAAGGAAGAGGGGAAUGAGAACGCACACACGUCUUGGGCAACCGUUUCCACACCUGGUGUGACCUCGCGCGUUCAUUCGGACACCGGCGGCCUCUGUACUGUCUCCAUGCCUCUUACAGGAGAGAUAUACUGGGCAGUGGGGGAACCAAGAGACGACCCGAAAGCCAUAGACGUUCAGCAGGGAAGCGUCAGGCAGUACAAGGCCUUCAAUGCUGGCCUCAUUGACGAUCGAUAUCGUUGGGAAGCGGUAUCACUGAACGCUCGGACUGCCUUCUUUAUGCGUCCCAAUACCCCACACUGGGCCUUGACCCAAGAGGCAGCUAUUGUCUACGGACGUCACUUUUAUUGUAGCUCCACAAUCUUCGACAGCUGUGUCGGUGUUGUUCAUUCCCUUCUCGCCGAUCGACUCGUCACGAACGCCUCACAUCCGGAUCUGCUUCCUUUGCUUACUAGUCUUGGCUGCUGGUUCAACACCAUCCAGUUCGAGGGACAUGAGCCUAGAUUCGACACCGAUAUUCCAGAACUGAAGGAGCGUGGCAUCCUGUCCUGUAUAGCUAUUUUUUGGCGCACCCUGGACUGGCGUACCUACAAAGAAAAGGUAUGGUCGGAGAAGACCGAACGGUGGGAAAUCCAAACCCGCCUCACCUGGAAAACCCAAUUCGCACUCCCUUCGACCCAUAAAGACGCAUCGUUGUUCGCACGUCAAGGUACAGCUCUCUGGGUCAUUUACCAAUCUGGUAUGGGUUAUGCUUCCGACGUCUCUGCGGAGCACAUCGCCCCGCCAGAGAGCAUUGGGACUCUGGGACACACAUCUCUUCUCCAACACCUCGCCUGGAUCCCUCGCCGGUAUCGAAUACAGUUUGCACAAAUAUUUCACUUCGCUCUUGCAGUGUUAGUCGCACGGUUGAACAUGGACGAAGUCCCCUUCCAGAUAGGAAUUGGCCCCUUGAAAUAUUGGCUCGUCGCUGAUCUCAAGAGCUUCGCCGGAGAAUACAUGGCGGCGUGUUUGGAGCAAUGGUUGGAUGAGGUGGAGCAGCGUGUGCGGGCAGGCGAGGAUAUAUUUGAUACGUUCGACUUGAGAAACGUCACAUUUCGGAAGUCCAAGAGGAGAAGAAUCCGAUUCUCGAAAUUUGGCGGGGACACCAAAGGACUUUUCUUUCAUGUUGGGGAGGUAUAUGACAGAAACAAAGGGAAGUCGCCUGCGGUUGGUUCCGGGUGGCCAGGAGUCAGGCCCGUACGGGCCGGGAGAGUUGAAGACGUUCGAGCGGAGUAUGAAAUGGUCGCGAUACAUUUUAUAACCGACAGUGACAAAUGCGAUAGGCCACGUCUGUCCUCCGAACCAUCCUCCACAACACCCCGAGCUCUCAACGCAGAACGCAUGUCUGAAAAGAAGACGAAAUUCUCCUUACCGGAUGGCCUGGCAUGGAAAGCUAGGCAAUUCGAAGGCAAUAGUCCCGUUCAAUUAGAAAUACAAGGUGCACUGGCUGCCAAAGCUGCCCGGGCCAACCUUAGGACGCGCAUGAGAACGCUGCAUGCCAUACCUAUGUUAACCUCCUCUAUUGCAUCUGAGUCUUCCCUUUCAGGAUGGCUUGAUUCUUGCAAGUCAUAUUUCCAGCAAGAGCUUUCAAAGCAAGGGCCUACUCACUCUACACCUCCAGACGACACGUUUUUGAAGUGGUAUGCCCAGAAGCUUGAUGCUUGGGAUUCUGAAGGAAUUUUCACGAGCUCGACAUCUCUGGGACUGUUAUGGGUCAUACUGGGACUCAGCCACCAGGUUGACUCCGAUCCUGUCACUGUGUACGCUAAAACGAAUCCAACCUCCUUUAAUCGCGUGGCUCGAGUUUUCUGGGAGCAUCUCCUCUUUGACAGACUUGCAAAUGUCGCUGGAUUCCAUAGUAAAGACGCUUCUACGCCCGUCGACCCGGAUCCAGCCAUGGUUGACUGGAUCAUCACCAAGAAGGAAGGGGUCCCGAGCCUGUUCAAGCAGUUCCUAUUUCAGUGGACGACCUCACUCAACGCUUUGUUUGAGGUAGGCGUACCUGAUGCGGGCCAGCCUAUCAAGGCUAUCGGUCCGAGUGAACCAUCCUUUGGAACUGCCCAAUCUACAUCAUCUAUCCAGGCGACACAAGCUCGUUCUUUCGCAAGCGUGUUGCCACCCAUUGGUCCGCCACCAGAGGCUCAAAGUGUACCCCCUGUCUCCACAUCGCUACUCCUGAAAUCUGUUGCUCUGGACAUCACUGUUUCGACUAAGCUCGCGGUCCACCUCCUGGAGACCGUCCGCGUUCGAGAUCAGAGCAUGCGUAUGCCCAACGUCCUCAAUAAUUUCGCACUCGCCGGUGCCUCACUCUCACUUAUCCUCAAUAGUCCCUUGGAAAUCACGUCCGCAAUGGAUCUCAACGCAACGCUGAAGUCGUACGCCAAUUACUUCUAUAUCAUCGUGCUAUGGCAGCUCAAGGGUCUCCUCUAUAGACGGAUAAAGCAGUUGAAUCCAUCCGAUAAGCCUCACGAUACCCAAGCGUUACUUGACUCGCGGGAAAACAAUAUGGUCGUCCAACCCCUUCUGCUGGCAUUGCAUGUUUCCCCCCUUCUGUUAUUUGGUCCGCCCGCCAGCUGUUCAAAUAACCAUGCAACGUUCAGCACUCUUUUUGCACUCCGUGUCGCUAUGGGAAAUCGCUGCAAACCUCCCAUCAUAUCAUUUCUUGAGGACGCUGUGUGGCGCGCUAUAAUCAAGAUCUCGAUUGGCGUCGCCCCCGAAGUCGCUGUCGACGAGCUCAAGCAUAUCUACAGAUCAGCGGAGACACAAUCAUCCAUCAAACAGGAUACAGCCGCCCCGUCUUGGUUCCGAACAAUGCAAAUGCAUAUAGAGCCCGACUCGAAAGUCGAAAGCACGUCAGAUGAUACAUCUACUUUAUUGACUGCUGGUGCUAGUGCUGAGGAUCCGGACGAAGACAUAUCAGUUGUGGGCCUGAGGACAAAGUACGAAAACCUCGAUCGCAAUGCACCGGAUUUUGCCAAUCGGCUCGACACACUCUUAGCGGCCUUUUUCGACCACGUACCCCAGCCCAAGACCGAACCAGAAGAUGAUACUUCCCCAUCAACAGUUAUCAACUCUGAGAUGCCUGCUACUCCGGGACUUGCCGUACAACCUUUCCCCCUUCGCCCCGGCGAGUCGAUCAUUGCUACGCAAUCCGGCACCCUUCCGACACCGACACUGGCCCCUACUCCCUCAGUAUCUUUGCCCCCGCCGUCUGCUAUCUCCCCACCUGGAGAGCACCUCACUCAGCAGUACGCCGUUCGUAACCCCCCACGAAGUACAACCGAUCCUCGCGAUGGGCCCACCUCUAAUAUGGAUUCUAGCGCAUCGCCGAGCCCCGGAACUGUCCUGCCCGACGUCAGAUCACCAUUAUUUGAAGACGCGAUCCACACUCACACACGUGAUGGAUCGCUGCACAAGCGCUUACAACAGUCUGUGACACCCUCCGAUAUGACCGUCGUCUCUUCCUUUUCCGAUCCUGAUGGAAGUCUUAAACGGAUAGAUUCCACGUCUACUCAGCCCAAGGAUUCCACGUCUACUCAGCCCAAGGAUACUCGCAGUAAUUCGUAUCACAAUGUUCCUGGCACGCCUGGGUCAGCGCCGAAAGAACGCGAGACCGCCGCGAGGAAGAGCAAAGUAAUACUUACAUCGGCAAUCCCUCCAUCGCAUACGGGCCUUGCCCAAGAUACUCACGUACCCUCUCCAUCGGCAUCUCUAUCUGAGCUCCCCCGACCAGUCAUGCAAAAACCGAAACAACGCGUAGCUUCUCGGUCCUAUCAGAAUGUGCAGGAAAACGAGGCCGCUAGGAUCAGUAGAGAACGCACCGGGAGUAACAGCAUACCUACGCAGCCUUUAGAGCAUGGUCAACACAGUCUAAAACCCACCGCUCGGGUUCCAACAUCACGAACCUGUGAACGCAGCGGGGGCUCGAGUAACCGCGCCGCUGCUGCGCCUCCAAUUAAGUCUGUACCAGACUGUGCUCAAGAUUCUGCAAACGUCAACGGCAGCAGUAGCCAGUAUUCUUUGUCUAACGUUUUGCAGGGUAUGGCAAAGUCUGCUGUUCGUGAACCUUUGCCACAACACGCAUCUUCAGGCGCAGAGCACGAGUCGGUCAAAUUCGGCCCUACAGGACCGCCAAACCAAAACAUUGCUGUUGAGGCGAAUCUGGGGGCGUGCUUGGCUCGUAAUCUACUCGCUCGUCUUCGGAAGCCCACACCUGCGACGGCAGAGUACGAGGCAGAGGAUGAGCUGAGCCUUCGGGAGCGGCGCUCGAUUCUAUUGAGAGGGAGGGGAUGGGCUGAGACGUCGGGAGCAAACGACAACUUAGGUCCUGUAUCAAUUGAGGCCGUCGGAAAGCCAGUGUCUCAAGGUCCGGACGUUUCUCCGACCUCCGCUUUGCAAGCUUCACCGCAACAUGCUUGUGUAAGCGUGAGUGCCACGUCCGACGACCAACAACUCGCCAAAUCAUUCACGAAUGCUUUCCAGGAUCCUGGGGCCAACGCAGGGGAAGUGGAGGUACAGAUUGAUCCAGAGCGCAACCCUUCAAAGUCUUCGCCAAUGGUAGUCCAUGAGGUUGGUGGAGACGUUAAUUCUGCCUCCCAGGAGUCAACAAUCGAAGGCAGCAUCGUCCCAGAGCACCAUAGUACUGAAGAUGCCCCUCGGCUCGAACUUAUUCUUUCCAAGAUUCGUAUGGUCGAGUCAAUAUUGCUCCAAGUUACUGGUCAUACGGAUGGACUGGAAGAGGUAUACGCUAGCUUCGACGGGAUACUCUUGGAAAUGGAAGGGAAGACCAUCCUUACGAACGAAGAAGUAGAAGUAAUAGUUUCCUCACGUUCACUCUGGCUCCGUGCUUACCAUCACCUGCAACUAUUGCUGGUACAGGACAAUCUCCUUUUACACCGGCUGAAGACCCUUUCCUUCAGUAAACUUAUCGAUCAGGCCACGGAGACUCGAUUCCAAUUCCGUGACAGAGCAGCUCGGCUUCAUGAGCGCUGGCCAGACGUUGUCGAGUCCGCUCGCGCAGCAAUCACACUUAGCCAAGAUGAUAUUGACUCCCAGAAAGACAAUAUGAACGUCGAUGUCGACCCGACGUGGGGUCUCAUUGAUACUGUUCCAGGAUUUGAACCCGAUGUUUUCGAGUUUGACUCUCUGAUAGUUGACGGAAGGGACGUACUAACAUCAUUGGAUGAAGACUUCGAGGUCGGCGGCACCAGCCCCGACGGCUCUACCACUAACUCCCCCGACUCUGGUUGCGAUGACCACGUUGAGCAAGGUUCCCAAGAUGACAACGUUGAAGGUACAACAUCCGACGAGGAGCCAUUGCUUAUUGUUGGUCAAGGAUCUGUGAUCGCACGAUCGGAAGUGGUAGACGAGGCAAGCGACGGACUUGCGGACAAAGGGAACGUGCCGUCCAAACAUCCACGGGACCCAUACAACUUGCGUGCCUCGAAACCUAUCAAUUACAAAGAGACAGCCGUCGAAAGCGGAGCACGCAAGCGAACGAAUGCGGGGGAAUUGCAAGCCAGGGACAACAAGCGGCAGUGUAUCAAAUUACUCGGUGCAGGAGACCAGGAAGUGUCAACAGUGGACAGCGGCUGCGGAGACCGCCCUCAAAAGGCGGUAGCGGUUGUUGCGGACCUUGAGCUGAAGAUGUUUAAUGCUAUCUGGAGCCAAAUGAAUGACCCCAAGACCGGCUCAAUUCUCGACUGCAACGGCACAGGGAAACUUCCCCUUCAUCUCCAUCCGAAUGCCUCGCUAGUUAAUGCCCCUCUCUCGGACCCCAUGACGUCAAGCAUAUUCAGGGUAUCGUUUGAGAAGUUUUUUUCCCUCUCUGGGGAAGAAAUACAAACUAUAUUCCGCGAUCGCCACAUAUUGGUGUACGACGUCCCACACGGGCAGCAGUGGGGAUGGAAUGAGGCGUCAUUGGAAGAGCUCCACCCGGUUCACAUACCACUGCCGCUUCAGGAUAUGAGUCUCAGAGACGUCGACAUGGAGCAUACUCAGCGACAUGCCGAGACAUAUACUCUCCGUGACCUGCUGCACUCCGCUGAACCCCCAGUGCCCGGCGCUUGGACUAAGAAUGGUCUUAUGUUCAACGCUCUCGACCUACCAAAGCAACGUGAUCAAUUAGAACGCGUACCUAGGGAUGUGGCCUGCGAUGUCCGCUCGAUGGAGACCUUUGACAGCAAGGUGGAAGCUGGGCAGGACACCUACGUCGCCAACGCCCACACUUCGUGGGCCAUUGCUAGCACCCCUGGUGUGGUCUCGCGAGUUCAUAUCGACACUUCUGGUCUCGCAACCGUCUCGUUGACUCUGACCGGCGAGAAGUUUUGGGUGGUUGGCACACCGCUGCCACAAUAUGCGGCUGAGCUGGCUGAUGACAACGUUGAGCUAUUUUUGAAAUUUGACGAUGCUACGAUCGACCCUCGGUACCGAUGGGAGGGAGUGUCACUUUCCAAGCACACAGCUCUGUAA